This is a messenger RNA of Camelus dromedarius (Arabian camel), 3830 nucleotides long. RefSeq names its product RNA exonuclease 1 homolog. Bases 3 to 584 code for a protein of 193 amino acids. The record is from RefSeq and is a predicted model, not a curated record. The transcript has 6 exons. Gene Ontology annotation, cellular component: nucleus. NCBI's taxonomy places the organism in Eukaryota, Metazoa, Chordata, Mammalia, Artiodactyla, Camelidae. Gene Ontology annotation, molecular function: nucleic acid binding; exonuclease activity.
UCAUGAAUAAUUCUUCUUGUUUUGUUUUAGCUUCUAAGAAGAUCUACUGUCGAUGUAGGAAAAUCUAUGGCGUGACUCCUGCGGGCAAGCACAGCGGGGUGGAAGAGCAUCACUACCACUCUGGCCAAGCGUUCAGUCAUAAAGUCCGUGGUGGCUUAGAAGCACGGUACAGCUGUUGCGAAGGUGUCCUUGGGUUACCCGGGUGUCAGGUCGCCAAGCUUCAUGUUCGUGACCAAAGAGAAAACCUAGAGGGCUUUGUGAAGACUUUUGUUAAGUUUCCACCCUCUGAUGGGAAUCACAGCGUAUUUGCUGUGAAUUGCGAGGUGUGCUAUACAGCCAAAGGUUUGGAACUUACUCGAGUGACAGUGGUUGACCCCAGCCUCCAGGUGGUCUAUGACACCUUUGUGAAACCAGAUGAGGAAGUCAUUAACUAUAACACUAGGUUUUCUGGCGUGGUUGUUGAAGAUGACUUACAGAACACUGAAACCUCAGUCCUCGACAUGCAGGCCUUCUUAUUGAACCUGUUCAGCGCUGGCACUGAAUCGGACACAGCUUCGAGCAUAGUCUCUACAUUCUUAAGUUAAUUCAUACAUCAGUUGCAGACACGACAGUUACGUUUCCUCAUCGGCUAGGCUUGCCUCACAAAAGAUCCCUGAGGAGCCUGGUGGCUGACUCCCUGCCCAGUCAUUCAGGAGGACAGUAAGUGCCUGCUCGUUCCUGACAGACAGCAGGAUCCUAAGUCUGACUUGAGUGCAUAAAUCGGGAGGCUCAUGGUGAAGGUCCACUGUUUGAAAUGCUUCCCUGGGGGUUCUCUCCCAAGGUAGCGAAUCCUAAAGCAUCUGACUAAGUAAAAACCAUUUCCUGUCCACUGCCUGGUAUAGUCUGAGAUGUUCCACAGGCAUCAAAACAGCAGUGAAGCUGAGAAUGGUGACAUCAUUGUUCAGCAAGUUGCCUGGCCUUUAAAUUCAUGCAUCAAACUUCGGUCGGUGUGGAGAUCUAAUUUCACUAGAAAUUUUGCUGUGUGCCUCUUCGCAUAUGUGAUUUUCAUGAAACCUAAUGAGAUUGUAAAAUCAAAUGAGUCCAAGUCAUCUUACCCAGGGUAAAUAGUGUAGGUUGCAUUAGAAAAUGUACAGUUCAAAUGAAUAGAUUCAUUAUGCAUGUGCUUGCUCUGUACCAGAUUAAUGUAUCUUCCUCCCAGGACUUUUCCUCUUUUUGGUUUUUUUGAUGAAAAAUACCCAACAUUAAACAAGUUACUCCAGUACAACAAGUCCAGCCACCAACUACCCUGUUAGUGACGUUGCCGGAUGCACGAGAUACGUGUCUGGCUUGGACUGGAGGUUACUUACUCUUUACAUUCAUGCUUACCCAUACCGGCCCCUCUUUUGCACAAGAUAGAAAAGAAAGUUAAUUUUGAGCAUGUUAAAAUUAUGUUAUGAUUCUACUGUUUCUACAGAUGCUUCUCUGAUCACGUCAUUUACUGUGCAAAAUACAUAUUUUACCUUAGGUCUCUCUCGUUUCAGUCUCUGUUACACACUAACCAACAUCAUCUUGCAAAGGAUCUUUAAUUGACUUUAUCUGCUGUGGUCAAAAUAUUCAUAUCUUAAAUUCCCACAAAAUUCUAUUGUAAAAUUUGUAACGUGUUCUCUUGAAACCAAUCUUGAACCAGGGACGUAAAAAUAUUUCACCGAACAACAAAAAAUACCCAGUGUGAAACAAAAUCUUCUAAAAGUGAUAGAAUACCCCAGUUCUCUCAGAAUAACACAAAGAGAGAAACACAGAAUGUUACAUACCAUUUUAGAAGUGCGGACUGUAUGACUUUUCUUAAUCUUGGGCAUCAUUUAUUAUUUUCACCAGAACAGUAGGCUUGAUAUCUUGGGUAAAUGCCAUCUACUUUUUAAAAGCAUGUAAUCUUGUAUCUAAGGCUCCCUUUGUCUAGCGAGGUGUACUGCGUUCUCUAGCAUCCUUUAUUUCUGGCUUCUUGUCAGAUCUGUCACAUUGUGUGGUAUCUCCCUGGAAAAGAGGCACCUGGAGAAGGUACUGAUGUUCUGCCCAAUCAUAGCAACGUAGUGACCAUGUGACUGAGGACCGGCUACAUAGGGAAAGGGAGAUGUUUGUGCCUCUAGAUUUAUGUGAAACCUUUCUAAAGCAACCCAGAGGGGUUGUUCUAGGUGUGAAAUAAUAUCUUAAGUGGCCGGUGCUGAUUUUGUUAAAACUCAAGACUUCAUUUUGAGACCACCCGUGGGUAACAUCGCAGAUAGACUUGUCUGUGUCUAACAUGUUAGUUUAUAUUCUAUACUGUUUGGAGGUCACAGUUCAAGUGAAAAUGCAGCCACCUGCAUGGAACUGGUCCUCUGGAAGGUGAAAGAUGACCUGAAAGGAAAGAAGUAACCACUUGCUUGAGAAUAUCGUUUCUGUGUAGGGAGGGUAGUUAUCGAGAAUAUCUUAAGCUGCUGCAUGGCUUCAGUGAGUUCUCGGCCUCCACUGCUGGCAGUAGAGUUUGCUCUACAAUAACAUAAGGUUUCUUGACACUUUCAAAGAGAAGAGGAGAAGGAAAAGCACUGUUGAGGUUUAUUUAUUACAUUUUAAAGGUUCAGUUUCCCCAGUGAUUUUCAAAGUUGUGACUGGUAGGUAGAGGCGGGAAGGCAUUAGGCUGUUUGGAAUUUGACUCAUCUUUGUGGGCAGUGGGCCGAUGACUGUGGAAGGUGCUUUAAAGUUGAAGUCAUGGGUCCAUGACUUUCACAAAGGUUGUUUCUCAGGUUACUUCAAUUUCUUUUUCUCUGAAUACCUAGAACCAUUAUACUGCUUGGAGUUAAAAACAUUACCUAACAAGAUUGUAACAGUUUCCGUUAGACAUAGAAGUAGAGGUUUUCCUCACAAAAUAUGUGGAAGUGACUGUACACUUUCCAGUGUGCUCUGUUAACAUAAAAGUUGUGGUUAUUUGGCUGUUGCAUAACGUGUCUUUAUUCUGGCUGCUGUGCUGUUACUUGAUGCUGAUUCACAUCAACAACUCACCAAUUUUUUUUUUUUUUUAAGGAAGUGUCCUAGAGAUCUUAACACUAAAUUCGUAUCUCCAUACCCAGUGCUGGGGUUGUCAUUCUUGUAAGCAGUUCUUUCUUUCUUAAUUGCUUUUUGAUAAUGUGAAAACUGGCCUGUGGAGAUGACAUGACUUGAUUCAGUUUGACUGCUUACCUUUGAAUAAGUAUGAUUCUUGAAUACUAAGAUUAACCAAUCGUAUGGCCCCUGUGCCAGGAGUGAAUCUGUGGCCGUCUGACAGUGGAUGGUGAGGAUGUGCCCUCAGUCAGCUCACCUCGGCUUGGCUGCCUUGGCAUUUUAAAUUUACAAGUAAAUCUUAAGUAUCACUGAAUACCUUGUUCUUGCUUCAAGUACUUCCUUAGUCAUCUGUCUUAUCCUUGACGUGAAGUAAAUUCGUAAUGAUGUAAAUUUAUCUUAGAGUCAAGAAAGUCAAGCUGUUAUAUAAAAAGCAGCCGUUAUUGUGCAUUCCAAAGCCACAUGCAGAAUUUGAAGACAUUUGCAUUUUCAGAUCAUCCUGUUCUUGUUUGGUUCCAUGUACAUGCAAACCAAGAAUUGUCAGGAGUAUUUCCACAACAUUUGGGUAAAAAGCAAAAAGGAACUGUUACAUACAUAUAUGGACCUAUUUUCGGUGUCUCUUCAUUCUAGUGUCUACUUAGUUGAUGAUUAAGGAAAUGGUGGCAGCAGUCCUGGUUUUGCUGUGUCUCCAAUGAGUAUGUUGUGAACAAAGAGCAUCUGGGACAAAGACAGUUUCCUGGUCCGUUUCUGAUGCAUAAAGUCGAGCAGAUGGCGGAAGCAUG